Messenger RNA from Aspergillus welwitschiae, 2671 nucleotides. RefSeq lists its product as uncharacterized. NCBI's taxonomy places the organism in Eukaryota, Fungi, Ascomycota, Eurotiomycetes, Eurotiales, Aspergillaceae. The transcript has a single exon. The coding region runs from base 275 to 2392 and encodes 705 amino acids. The record is from RefSeq and is a predicted model, not a curated record.
CUUUUCCCCCUCCGUGGCAGGGGUCUUUUUUAAAAGUCUCAGCCCCCAGUCCUCCUCCCUCAGGAUCCUGCCCUCUCUCGUUUACCCAUCUUUGUCCUUGAGGGAGUCCUCUUAUUGUUAUUCCCUUUCUCUAUGAACUCCUAAUUAUCCCUAAUUCUAGUCCCUCACGAUCGCCGUUACUUGAAACACCUUGAUAACGGGUUUCCUAUCAACGGCCAUACAUUCGCUUUACCCUUCAUUUUCUCACCCACGAAAUCCUAGAACUAAUCACACCAUGGCCGAAGAACCUCAGGUCAUGUCAAUCCAGCAACGGAUUGCGGCACUUAAACAAGCGCAAGUUGGUCAAAGCUCAGGAACCGAUACCAGCGAGCCUGCCCUUGUCCAGCCCACUCUUUUGCCCAUCCGUCCGGCUGCUCCCCCGCGACCCAAAACCUUCACCACCAACGACGCCAACGACAGUUAUAACAGCCAUGCUGCUGGCAGCUAUGGCUCCGUCUACAAUCGUUCGUCCGCCUCAAAUGACGCGGUCCCUCCUAGACCUGUCCCUCGUCCCGCUACUGCACCAGCACCGCCCCCGGUAAAACACAAAACGCCCCCUCCUUUGCCUGCUCGCAAGCCCUCCGAUCAACAGCGCCCAGCACUACCACCGCGCAGACCGACUCAACCCUCUCAUAAAGGCUCCUUAGAGUCCAUGGCCUCAGAUAUAUCUAGAUCGACCACUACAAGUACCGGAAGGACAUCGGCUAGCUCCAUUAAUACAGGCCCUGGCCGCUCCCUGCCACCCGCUUGGGGCGAGGCUGAGUUGCCUCCAUUGCCCCCAAAGCGCCAGCCACAACCACCACCGCGACCGACGCCCACGACUAUGAGGAGUAGCAGUAGCAGCAGCAGGCUAUCUCCACCUCGUCCGUCUUUGCCCUUGCGGCGGAAAUCCAGCCAGAGCAACUACUCCAUGGAAAGCAAUGAUUCGCAGGCUUCCCGGCUGCCUCCCCCACUACCGUCUAGAAGCACCAGCGACAGGUCGUCGACUAUCAACGAAGAGGAAGAAAAGAACCCACCACUACCAGCUCGGAGGCUGCCCCCACCCCCGCCGUCUAAUGAUACGCUGGGUAAGCUCAAACAAUCCGGCUUUGCGGCGAUCAACAAAUCCUUUGGCAGUGCCAAUGGAGCUGCCAAUGAGCACAACUCCAAUGGUGUGCCCCCACCUGUCCCGCUGGCGUCGCGUCCGGAUCUCUCCAAAAUCCAAGCUACGAAGCCUCGUCUGUAUGCGUCCAAUGUGCCCACGAUUCCCACACCUGUUGCGUGCUUGAAAUGCCGCGACUUCUCUGCCGCCGAUGCCCAUGCAGCCCGAUAUCCGCGCACGUCUCUCCCAACACAUGACCUGUCCUGGCUGGCGAAUGAACUCACGGCACCGUUUCCGUCGCUCACGGACAAAGCUCGUGUCAUCUUUACAUGGCUCCACCACAAUGUCGCGUAUGACACAGAGGCUUUUUACAAUAAUCGGGUAAAGAAGCAAACUCCGGCCAAUACACUCGCGACGGGUAUGGGUGUGUGUGAAGGGUAUGCUGGGUUAUUCACUGCGCUUGCUACACAUGCAGGUCUGGAGGCGAAGACGGUCCAUGGCCACGGUAAAGGCUAUGGUUAUGUGGCACCUGCUCCCGGCUCUUCAUUACCUCCUGUUCAAGGUGGCCAUGCUUGGAAUGUGGUUAGGAUUGAUAACGGGCAGUGGAAGCUGAUUGACCCCUGCUGGGGCGCUGGGUGCGUCCAUGGCCCAGGAAAACCUUACCAGGCGCAGUUCGACCCGACCAUGUUCACGGACACCAAUGACGAGCUGGGGCUGAAGCACUUUCCGCAAGACCGAACGCAGUUCUACCGGGAUGAUGGACGUCCCGAGAUCAGCUGGGAGGAGUACCUUUUGGGCAAUCCCUCUUCGCCGCUGUGCGUUGAGCAGCCAUUGGUGUUUGGGGAGGCGAAGAAGAACCACAUUGGAGUGCGAUCCUUCCGCCCGGCUGCCAAGCAGAUCUCGGUGCAUCAGGGAGGGCCGGUGCGUUUCCAGUUCAGUCUGAUCUGCGAGCACUGGACGCUGGAGCAUCACACGCGGGCUAAGCCUGGACUGUUUCUGCUGAUUGUGAACGGAGUGGAUGGGCAGAAGGAGGAACGCCUUGUAAUCACCCACGUGCCGGGAUCCAACCCGAACGGCGGGGGAGACGUGUGGUACGUGGACGUGCCGGACUCCAGGAUGCUGGGGGCGCCGGGCCAGCAAGCGCUGAUAGUGGUGCUGAGCCGGUUCGGGGAUCGAAAGGACGUCCGGGGGUUGACAGCAGAGGAAUACCGGGCGCGAGCCGGUAAGGUGCCGAUGGAGUAUGUCUUCAUUGCACAGUGGGAUCUCGUGUAAGGCGCGGCAAAGGGGGUCGGCAUGGGCAGCCGGGUAAUUAGGGUUGGCUGCCCUGCAUGGUUUGAGUAUUUAGUGGACUAGUGUUUCUCCUUUUGUGUCUCUGUGGCUUUUUUGGCUUUUUCUUCCCCUCUUCUCCCGGCUUGGAGAGGCUUGUCUCACCCCCGACAGCGGACAUCAUGGUUUGUUCCGAGAUUUCCCGUAAUGAUAAUGACCUUGGUCGUAUAUAUAUACACAUAUACCGCACAUGAAGAUGCAAUCUGGGACCAACCAGUCUUUUGG